AUUUUAGCACUAGUUGGUAUUGCUCGAACGUUCGUUAAAAACCGUUGAAAGUAUCAAAUAAAAUCAGUGUAACUAAUAACAAUUAAAAGUGAAUUGUGCAGUGCAAAGUGCAUAUUAACGCCAGCAAAAUGUAUUUUUUGGCAGUGCUUGCGUUUAUUGGGAAUGCCAAAGAUAUCAACGCGGUGAGCUCCAGCCUCAUACAAGGCGGACAUUGCCGAGAUUAUAAUGGCAAACUCUAUGAAACUGGCAUGCAUUAUAUGCCAGGACCGGACUCGUGUCGUCUGUGCAUCUGCGACAGCGGAUUGCCCAAGCAAUGCAAGAUGGUGCUUUGCGAGGCGUUCAGCAAAUGCAAAUCCUUUCAGACCGUUGGCAGUGGCAAUAAUUGUUGCGAGGUCAUCUGCCUGGACGAUCAGUUUAGCGAUGGCAGCACCGAUUUUGGCAUUUGA
This is a messenger RNA of Drosophila nasuta, 446 nucleotides long. RefSeq lists its product as uncharacterized. The transcript is spliced from 2 exons. Lineage: Eukaryota; Metazoa; Arthropoda; Insecta; Diptera; Drosophilidae. Gene Ontology annotation, molecular function: protein binding. Gene Ontology annotation, cellular component: membrane. Bases 129 to 446 code for a protein of 105 amino acids. The record is from RefSeq and is a predicted model, not a curated record.